AUGUACCGCAGCGGCGGCCGCUCGUCGGUGUCCUCGCAUCGGCCCAAGGAGGGCGGCGGCGGCGGCUCCCGCACCAGCCGCAGCGCCGGCUCCUCCUCCUCUUCCACCGGGCCGGUCCGCCGCGCCUCCCCGCCGCCCGCCUCCUCCUCCUCGUCCUCGGCCUCCUCCCGGGCCCCGGGCCGCCGGCCCCGCUCCCCCUCGGGCCACCGCGGCCGCCACGGCUCCCCGUCCCCGCCGCCGCCACAUUCUCUCCGCGGCCGCCGGCGCGGCUCUCCGUCUCCUCCCUGGAGCCGCCGCGGGUCCCCGAGCCCGCCGCGGGGCCGCCGGGGCUCCCCGCCCUGCUCUCGCCGGGCCUCGCCUUCUCCGACCCGGCCCCGACGCCUCUUCCCGUCGGGCUCCGGCGGCUUCCGCGGCAGCAGCCGCUCGUGCUCCCGCUCCGACUUCUCCCGGGACGGCCGCGGGGACCAUCCGGGGGACAGCGGCAGCCGGAGGCGAUCUCCUGGGCUCCGGUCUGAAUCUUCAGUGGAACAAAGCUUGCGGAUCACUGUUGGCAACGACCGAUUUUGCCUUGGCUCACCUGACCCCCGGAGGCUUAAUGAUCGAUUGGGGUCUCCAGUGGAUAAUUUGGGUGACAUAGACAGGGAUGACCUGGCUGAUGGUCCUAUCUUCACACAUAGUUCCCAGUGCUCUCGGGGCCUUGAGCGCUACACUACUCGGGAAGAAGGGCCUCUUAGCCCUUUUCUGGGGCGGCUGGACGAGGACUACAGGACAAGAGAGGCCUUCCUCCAUAGGUCUGACUAUAACCCCCAUGUUAGCCGUCAUGAUGAUCUCCUUCGAGACAGAGACAAACUCAAGGUCUCCUACUCCGUUAGAUCUGAGGAAAGAAGCCGGGAAGCCAAACGGUCCCGUUAUGAUGACAGUGAGAAGCUACAUAGUUUGGGUGGGGACCACUCUAACUAUGUCUCAGGUGCUCGAAACUAUCGACAGCGAAGGCAUAGCCCAAACUCCCGCUUCAUGGACCCUGAGUUCCGGGAGCUAGACCUUGCCAGGAGAAAACGAGAGGAAGAGGAAGAACGAAAUAGGAGCUUGGGUCAGGAUUUGGUUGGGGUAGAUAGCAGCAGCAGCAGCAGUUGUACCAUCUCUGGAGUAUCAGGGUCAGAGCCAGCAUAUACAGUGCAUCGACCAGAGGAUGUGCCUAUGAUGCCCAAGAAGUCCAUUUUGAAGAAGCGAGUAGAAGUAGAUGUGGAACCUUCCUUGCAGAUGGAGAGUUAUUCCAGCAGUACCAACUCUAGCCAAGAACUUCCUCUUCUCUCUGGCCACCCAUCUCUUCCUCCAAGCAGUGCUACAGGCCCUUUUACUUCAGAAGUUGAAAACAACAAAGGAGUCAUGACAGAGACUCUAUUGAAGGAACCCCAAGAAUCCUAUCAGUGGGGUCCUCUUUCUGGGCUGUCUAAGGAUACUAGCCCCCUCAGAGAGAAGUUUGGGAGUUUUCUAAGCCACAAGGAGAAAAUAGAUGGGAAGGCUGAGACUGGUGAGCGGCACACAGAUUUCUUGUUACCCCAUGAGAGAGCCAGCCAAGACGGCAGUGGUUUUUCCCGAAUUCUGGGUAUGUUGGCAGACCCUACCAGUGCCCAAGAAAAGAGGCGACGUAGCUUCCCAGACAUAGAGGAUGAGGAAAAGUUUCUCUAUGGGAAUGAAGAAGAGGAUUUGAAGCCAGAAUCCCCACCAGAAUCCCUUGGAAGUCUUGGGAAUGAAGCUCGGAGAGAGAGAGCAAGCUCCUCUCCCUCCCCAUCAUCAGCUCUGAAACUGGAUGCUCGAGAGGAAACCAAUCCAGAAUAUGCCAAAAUCCAUAACUUGCUGAAGACCAUAGGGCUGGAUAUUGGGGUGGCAGAGAUCAGCAAGCUGGCUGUGCGCACCCAGGAAAGACUCCACGGAAAGAAGCUGUCCUCACACUCCUCAGUCGAUCGACGUUCAGUAGAUCGACGGUCUUUAUCUGAUAGAAGUUCUUCAGACUCCCAUAGGCUGGAAAGCAGGGAGGCACGGCGGAGUGAUACUCGUUCCCCUGAGGUGUCCCGGCCACAUGCAGCCUCUCCUGUGGAUCCUUAUCUGAGGGCGAAGAACAGUCCCCCAUUUCUCAAGUCUGACCACCCCAUGAGCCAGAUCCCAGGACCAGAAGUGGCUGGCAGUGGGCCCCGGUCAUCUGCCAUCAGAUGUCUAAUUCCCUCAGCCCCAGCUCCCCCCAUUAGACUCCCACACUGUACGUCUUCUGUGACCCAGUUUCAGAUUCCUACUAAUACUCAGUUCUCUGCAGCUCCAAUCCCACCAAACUACCAGACACCUGCUAUGCCUCCUUCCACCUUUGAUGCGUAUAGACACUACAUGGCAUAUGCAGUCUCUGCUUGGCCCAUGUACCCUUCUCCCCAGCAACCUGGCCAUCCACUGACUGAUCCCCACAGACUUAUGCCUAUUACUAAACAAGUCACCCCUAGCCGCCCCAACCUUCGUGUAAUCCCCACUGUGACCUCUGCUGAAGCCAAGAGGGAUGAAUCACUGCUAGUUCCCAUCCCUGUCAUCAACAAUUCUACCAAGGUGCCCGUUCGACUACCCAUUCCACCACUCAUGAGAUACAAUCCAGAAAAGAUCUCGGAUGAGAAGAACCGGGCUUCUCAGAAGCAGAAGGUUAUAGAAGAGAGGGAAAAACUGAGGAGUGACCGGGAUGCACGGCAGAAGAAGAUGUACUAUCUCAGGACUGAGCUGGAUCGGCUUCAUAAGCAGCAAGGAGAGAUGCUCCGUAAGAAACGGCGGGAGAAAGAUGGCCACAAAGACCCACUUCUGGUGGAGGUGAGCCGACUGCAGGACAACAUCAUGAAGGACAUGGCAGAGCUGCGACGUGAGGCAGAGGCAGCAGAAAAGAAACAGUCUGAGCUGGACAAGGUGGCUCAGAUCCUGGGGAUCAACAUCUUUGAUAAAACCCAAAAGCCUUCUAAUGAUAGCAAAGAGUCAUCAGAGAAGUCUGGGAAAGCUGAGAAAUCCAAGAGCCCAGAAAAAGUGUCUCCAUCCUCUAACAACUCUUCCUCCUCCUCCUCUUCCUCCUCUUCUUCCUCUAGCAAGGAGUCAAAGUCGAAUAAUGAGAAGUCUCAUGCCAAGAGCCCCAAGCCCACAGAUACCUCUUCCCAGCCUUCAGCCAAGCAGUCUUCCCAGCUGGCUACUGUGUAUGAAUAUUAUGAUGCUGGGAACCACUGGUGUAGAGAUUGCAACACUAUUUGUGGCACCAUGUUUGAUUUCUUUACUCACAUGCAUAAGAAGAAGCAUAGACAGACAUUGGAUCCCUACAACAGACCUUGGGCUUCAAAGAUCCAGAGUGAGGCCAAGCAAGACACCACAAAGCGCGUCGAUAAAAUAACUGUCCCUGCCAAAGGCUCUGAAUUUCUGAUUCCCAUCACUGGAUAUUAUUGUCAACUCUGUGAGGAGUUUUUUGGGGAUCCAAUUUCUGGAGAACAACACGUGAAAUGUCACCAGCACAAUGAGAAGUAUAAGAAAUAUGUGGAUGAAAACCCGCUGUAUGAGGAGCGAAGGAAUCUGGAUCGUCAGGCAGGUCUGGCUGUGGUCCUAGAGACUGAGCGCCGAAGGCAAAAUGAGCUGAAGCGAAAACUGAGUGAGAAGCCAAAGGAGGAAACAGAUGAGAAGAAGGCAAAGGUAGCAAAAGAAAUGAAGGAAGAUGAAGAAAAGCUUUCAGAAGAACUAGAUGAACAGCUCUCUGAGACUUGGAACUCCCCAGACAAGCUUGAGAACAAGCGAAAGAUGACCAUAAAACUCCAGCUGAAAGAAGAAACAAAGGAGACGCAGACAUCCUCCUCCUUUGGGAAGUUCAGCUGGAAGAAGUCAGAAAAGGACGAUGAUAAAAGCUCUGCAGUAGCCCCAAGCAUCCCUAAGGAAGAGAAUAUGGAAACCAACAAGGACAAAGAGGAUGGCAAAGCCCAGGCUGGGAAAGUGAAGCCCAUUGAGAUCAAACUGUCUGGGAAAACUGUCAUUGCUCACACCAGUCCCUGGAUGCCUGUUGUUGCCACCUCUACCCAAGCCAAAAUCCGGCCUAACCUUCCUAUCCCCACCACAGUGCUGCGCAAGUCUGGCUCAGCUACAGUGAGCAAGCCUGCACCUCUUAAUACUUUCCUGUCUAUUAAAUCCUCAGGUGCCACUGCCAAACCUCUACCAGUGGUCAAGGAGUCUUCAACCGAUCUCCUGCUACCUCCUGACAUAAUCUCUAAGGCAUUUGGUGGGGAAGAGGUGAUCUUAAAAAGUUCCCCAGAGGAAAAGACUGUGUUGGCUGAGAAAAAUGAGCCGGCUCCCGUACCUGAGCAGCUAUUGCCUCCACCUCCCCCACCUCCGCCACCACCGCCACUCCCAGUUACACUUAAGUCCACUACUGCAACACCUGCCCAGACAAGCACUGGACUGUCUCCAGUCAAGUCAACUCCUACCAUAUCCCAGAUCUUGACCCCCGGAAUAGGGGGAUCUAACCUCUUGACUCCAGUCUUGCCAGCUUCCAUCUUGGCUCCAGUGCACCCUGCUGCCAUCCCUUCAGAUGAGGUGGCACCUGGGGUGAGUGAGAGUGACCAUGACCAGGCGCUGCUGUCUGUAUUGGUUCGUCCUCCACCACCACUUUCAGGCGUAUUCAGUGAACAGGCCAAAAAAUUGGAGAAGCGGAACUCAUGCUUAGCUACAGCCAAUGCCAAGGAUUUGUAUGACAUCUUCUACAGCAGUGGUGGUAAAGGGAAUCCAGAAAGCAAACUGGGCAAUAGCACAUUGUCCAAUGGGGAGAGUAGUAACUCCUCUAAAAAUGAGAACUCUGAUAGUUCUUUCAUCCCUAGGGAGAGUGGUAUUCUCUUAAGGGGGAUGUCCCAGGACAAGAGUUUGGCCAGUGUUCCUUUGGACAGCUGUUUGGCCAAGCCCAUUGCAAAGACUAUGGGAUCCCCAAAACAGCGGACAAUUGUAGAACAGAGUUUGGGACUAAAGAAUAGAGGUUGCCUACAAUCUCUAGGAAUGGACUUUGGUUCUGCUUCUCUGGCAGAUGACCAGGGUAAGCCCCAGGAGGAAGUCAACCCAGAGGCAAAUGUUUCAACCAUGUUGCCCUCUAGUCCUUAUGAGAGUGAGACCAAUACAGACAUGUGUCUGGAGGGGGAAGCUGACCUCAACUCAGGAGAGCCAGGUCCUCCUGGUGUAGAGGAGCCAGCCCCCCCAAUGUCAGACGGAGCAUGUCCUGCCAAGUUGGUAAAUAUGAGGGACCUUGGAAUGGUUGAUAACCAAUCUAAAAGGAUUCAAGAGCCCCACCUAGCUGAAGAGCAUUGUGGAAGUGAGGUAGAGGCAGCCUCUGAGCUGGAAGAAGGGAGAUUAUUAUUCUCAGAGGGUGUGGGGAAAGAGAGAAUAGGUGACCAGGAUGAGGAGCUUCAGACUUCAUUAUCCAUAGUGCAAAGGGACCCCAAUAGCCUGAAGGAUUCCAGUUUGAAAUGUGAAGACAGCUAUGUAUGGAAGUUAGAAGCCAAACAGAUCAACCUGCCAAGGGAUGACCAAAUUGUUAAUCAGCCUGAAGAAAUGGUGGUAGUACCUGAAGUGAAAGGUCUAGGUAAGGUAAUGACAGAACCACAUACACAAGCUCAGUCCACUAUGGAAAUAAGAACAGACUCAGUUCAGUCAGAUACUAGAUCUAUGUCACAGACCCCACAGUCAACAGAUGUUGAGCAUUUUGCCCUAGAAUCAUCUAUCCAAUCUGUAGUCAGGAGAAACAUUUAUUUAACAGGCAGCCCACAAGAGCAAGCUGUGCUAUCUGGUUGUGAAGAAUGUCAAGAAGACCAGUCCCUUGAACCAGCUUGUAGAACGCCUAACAUCAUAGGCUUCAAACCAGUGGGGGAAGAGCUGAAGAAAAUGACCUGCCAACCAGCUAUUUUGGAAGAGGAGACCAAGAAACCUGAGAACAUUGAGGUUCCAAAGGGACAAGAGUCAGGAUUUUCAGACUUGUCCAUUGUUAGUACUGAAUUAAUACUGGCCACAGAAAGCAAACCUGUAGAAGGCCUUGAACCUACAGAUUUAGAGAAACUUUGUGCCAUAGGCAAUCCAGCUUCUGAUUUCUCCACUGGUAAGUUAGAACCAAUCCAAGAGUCUUUGGCUAUGCAUUCUGAGAAUGUACAUGAAGGCAGAUUUUUGUGUUCCACAGGGUCAACUAACCUCACCUCCACUUUUUCUGAGUUUCCUUUUGAACCUCCUGAAACCAUGGCACUUGACUUGGGGAUGAAGGAUAAACAAAACUCUAAGCCCAGAAAUGAGAAGAUGCCUGAUUCUGAUACUUUGAAAACUCAGCUGGUGUUGAAAGCUGUUGAUGAGGACAUGGAAGUAGCACAUGAACCCUUGGACCUUCAGGCUGAAGGAAUGCUGCCUGAGGAUACAGAAGAGACUUUCAAAUUAGAGGCUGAGGGGUCACUAGGACUGGAGUCAGAUACCGUCUGCUCUCCAGGCCUUCGGCCAUCUGCCUGCCAGCCAGACCUGGUCAGCUUUGUAACGUCAGUCUCUGAAAAGGAGGAAGAAGAGCUUUGUUCUCUACCCACCGAACCAGGUGAUAUACCAGAGAGUAGUAGCCUGGAUACUUGCACACUACAGCCUGAGUUUCAGAGUCCCCCAUCUGUGAUGCAGACCUUUUCUCAGGUGGACAAAGACAGCACUUUGAGUGCUGCAGAAAUGCCAGCCUUAAGUUAUCCUGGAAAAGAAUGGGUUGUUAGUGCUGCUAUAGGCCCUAAGGAAAUGCCAACGCAGGAGGAAGGUACAGUUGAUGCUACCUAGAACCACACAAAAUCUAGUGUUACCAGUGUUAGAAAUGGAGAGGAGAGAACUUUCAGAGCUACUUGUAAAUAAGUUGUGUUGGCUUCUAAAGCUCUGGUAUUUAGAGGGUCCAGGAACUGACUGGUCCUCCAUUUUGGAGACACCAUUUAAUGGUGCACUUGGCAUCCUGCAAUGAAUAUUGGUUGAAGUUAGAAAGUAUACUUUCUUCUCCCUUCCUGAAAAAGUACUACAUAUACUGCAUCUUCUUCUGUACAGAUGUUUAAAAAAGAGAGAAUAUUUUUUUUUCCUGUGAAUUCUUUUGCCAAUUUCUUUUCUCGUGCUUUGCCAUUAAAAUGGAUUUUAUCUGGCUCAAUACACGGUGUGUUUUUGGUUGUAUUUUGGAUUUGAUUCUUUGCCAGGGGGAAAGGGAACUAGGGUUGACUAAAAAAAUUCUUUUGCUGUACUCCUACCCAGUUCCAUUCCUUGGGGAUAUUGAUGGAUGUCCUGUUGGGAAAUACCAUAAGACAUGUUGACUUGAGAAAUCUCCAUGGACAAAUGGAGAAUAAUUGUUCUUAAGCAUUCGGCCUGGAAUGACUUUGCUUUUGUGGUAUUUGAAAUGAAGUGUGAGUAGUUCAUUUUUUCAUUGUCUCUCUUGAUCUGUGGCAUGUUAAUCUCCCCAAAUCCCUUGAUUAUUACCUGUGCUUGAGACCAUCCUGUCCACCCACAAACCUGUAUGGAAAUGGCCUCAGUAAACAUGGAAGAAAAUCUAGCUGACUCCUUUUUUGGAAGACAACAAAUCGGUAAGGCUCAUGGCUCGACGCCUGGACCAGACACACUUUGAGGUCACUUACAUGAUUUUAAAUGGCCUUUCAUUCGUUGUAUUGUGAUCCAGUAACUUUUUGUGUUAAAUCAUUUAGCAGCUGAUCCUGCACUGAAGAGGCUGAAGACCUGAACCUUAUCUUGGGAUCAGACUCUGUCCUUGUGCCAGGAACCUAUGUGUGCCCCUCCCUUCACCUCCCAUCCUUUCAGGCUACUUCCACCAUAGAGUGGUGUUUUGGGUGUAUAUUUUGUUAAAAACAAUUAAAGAAUUCAUGUGUUUGGCUUACACAAGUUUAAUUGUUUUAUUUUUCAUUGUAAAUCACCUUGGAAUAAAUAUAUUGAUCCAACAUA
Messenger RNA from Vombatus ursinus (common wombat), 7977 nucleotides. RefSeq names its product zinc finger protein 318 (gene ZNF318). The record is from RefSeq and is a predicted model, not a curated record. Gene Ontology annotation, molecular function: zinc ion binding; nucleic acid binding. Gene Ontology annotation, biological process: negative regulation of DNA-templated transcription; positive regulation of DNA-templated transcription. Bases 1 to 6828 code for a protein of 2275 amino acids. Gene Ontology annotation, cellular component: nucleoplasm. The transcript has 10 exons. Lineage: Eukaryota; Metazoa; Chordata; Mammalia; Diprotodontia; Vombatidae.